Molecule: messenger RNA, 528 nt
Organism: Vitis vinifera (wine grape)
Lineage: Eukaryota; Viridiplantae; Streptophyta; Magnoliopsida; Vitales; Vitaceae
Product: transcription factor DIVARICATA-like
Exons: 1
Coding region: 1-528 (175 amino acids)
Molecular function (GO): DNA binding
Source: RefSeq, a predicted model, not a curated record
AUGUCUCAAUGUAUAGGUUAUUCAACAUCAUCUGGGUCUAUCUGGACUCCUUCAGAAAACAUUCUCUUAGAGAGAGCGAUCUUGAUGUUUCCUGAAGAAACCCCAGAUCGUUGGUACAAAAUAAGUAAUCAAAUUCCUGGAAAAUCUACGAUUGACGUGUUGGAACAUUACAUCAGACUCAUACAGGAUACUGAUGCAAUUGAUUUUGGUGCUAUGGAUCGGUACAUUCCAUCCAUGUGGGAUUUAGAAGAAGGAAGCGACUCAAAAGAGAAAAAAAGGGGUACUUCAUGGACAGAAGAGGAACACAUACUGUUUUUGCAAGGACUUCUAAAAUAUGGCAAAGGUGAUUGGAAGAAUAUUUGUCGAAACUAUGUGACAACCAAAACUCCAACUCAAGUUGCUAGCCAUGCUCAAAAGUAUUUUGAACGACAAAAGCUUGGUAACGUGGAGAAGAAGAGGAAAAGAUCUAGCAUCCAUGAUAUCACCAUCAAUCACAUUCCUUCAUCACAUGGUAGUGAUGCCCGAUAG